Molecule: messenger RNA, 4788 nt
Organism: Mytilus californianus (California mussel)
Lineage: Eukaryota; Metazoa; Mollusca; Bivalvia; Mytilida; Mytilidae
Exons: 1
Coding region: 1-3144 (1047 amino acids)
Molecular function (GO): protein binding
Source: RefSeq, a predicted model, not a curated record
AUGGUUUCUGCUGAUGUAAAUUAUAUCAUGAUUGGUUCCCUUUAUGAAAACAUCAACAUGACAAUAGAAGAAUGUCUCAAUAUAGGGAGACUUCGGCUGACAUCAUUCCAAGUAGCUUGUGUUCUUGGCGAGACGAUAAUUGCGUCUUUUCUAGUUACAGCAAAUCAAGCAAAUGUAAACAACACAUUUAUAAUAACUCCUAUAUUCUUAUCGUUAAAUUUUGAAUGUCAAGAUAUGCUGUUAAGGAUUAUGUCAACAUACAAAAUAGAUAACACAAUGUUCCAAACUGAGGUAACACCUUUGAUAUUCUCUGCAUUGGUCGAGAAUAAGAAUUUAAUGGCAUUUUUGUUGGACAACAACGCAAAUCCGGAAUGUUGUGUAUCACUCUCUUUAUUACAUGUCAUCGCACUAAAUAAAGAUAUUCUAAAAACAUUUGAAAAUAUUAAAAAAGGCCAUGAUUUUACGUUGGAAUGUACUAUCAAUGCACUUUUUAUUUGCUGCUUAAAAGACAAUACAGGCAUGAGUAACGCCUUGCUUCAAAAACAUACACGAACAUCAAGUAUUUUAGAAAUCACAGCGUUACAUGCAGUAUGUUUCAAAGGACUUGUAGAUCAUUUACGUCUUAUUUUCCAAAAUGAUUGUCACAUGAGUAGGCGUUUCUUUAUUCAAUCAAUUCACUUACUCAAUAUGUACAGUAACUACGAUGCUUAUGAAUACAUUGUUGAACGUUAUACCAAUUACAGUAAUACUUUAAAUUUACGAGUUACAUUUACCGAAUUAUCAUGCCUUAUUAAAGACAGUACGUUAUUUGCGUUUUUGAUCACACUCAGGUAUUAUGACGAUGAUGUAAUGGAAUUUACUCCUUUAUAUUUAUCGUUAUUCGUUGGAGACAAAAGAUCUAUUGUUAGAACUGAAAUUCCAAUAUUUUCGGAUCUAAGUUCAUGUAGCAUAAUAUCAAGAACGUUUAUUGUUAUUUGGACAUGGAUGACACAUGGUCUGUUGUCAAAUUCUUCACUUCUUACUUUUCCUGAUGAUUUACAUGAAAAACAACAUAUAAACGAUACAAGUUUGAUAUGUUUAUCAUCCUUUCAUACAAAUGCUUUCGAUGAUGAUCUAGCUUGCGAACUCGAAUUUUCAUUGCUACUGAACGAUGAUUUUGAAGUCCAUUUAUGUCAAAUUAUAGAUAUUGACUAUAUUUUUCAUGACACCGACGAUGAAGAAGUUAUGAACGCAUUUUUGUCACAUUCAGCUAUUUUAAAUAAAGAUGUUAAGAUAAACAUGACAUACCUAGCAUUACUUAGGGAUGAGCAAUUACAAUACCUGCUUAUGAACUCAUAUAGUGGCAUUGCAGUCGAUUUACUCCAAUUCACACAUUUAGAGAUAAGUUAUUUGGUAAACAAAAGGCUGCCUCAAUCUUUGUUAAAUAUCACCAAAACAACUGAUGAAAAAGCAACUGUUUCACAGCUUCUGGUCGCCUGUUUACACGAAAAUAAAUCGAAUGUAAAAUUUUUAUGCUCUCAAGGAAAAACCAUUCAGAAUAAUAGCAUGAAUGUGUUAGAUUUGGCGGCAUUUUUCUACAGAACGGAGAUGUUUGAUUCAGAUUUACCAAUAAUUGAAACAAUUAACAAUAAGGAUGUAAAUGUAACUUUUGAUGAACUACUUAUAGCAUGUUUGUUUGACGACGAUCAAAUAAUAAAAUAUCUGUUACAAAUCACCAUUGACGUAAAUGCGAGAUCAUGCAUUUCACCACUUCAUAUUUCAAUAAUGCGCAACAAGUCAUUGGUUCCUCUCGCGACGGAAUUUUUAGCUGCUAUUGAGGAUUCAAGAAGAGGACUUGAUUUGGAAUUUAUCAGCACUAAUCUAUGUUUACCAAUGGAGGUAAAUUUCGUUCAUUUGUUAUGUUUUCUACAUGAUGUAGAACUUCUAAGGAUUUUGGUUUGUAUGAAGUGUGAUAUACAUGCUAUUGCACGAGUAUCAACUUUAUUUCUUUACUGUUUACAAAUGCUUAAUAUUCAUAAUGUAAAAAAUGUAUUAAACGCAGUAUCGGAGAUGACACCGUUACACAUUGCUUGCAUAAUAGACGAUGCAGAUUUCGUAGAUUGCAUAUUAGAAAACACUUAUAACAUAAAUGUAUUUUGUUCAAUUCAUCCAUUACAUCUUGAUACAACAUACUCUAGGGGUAUAUCUGAAUUAAUAACAGAAGAGUCAUACUUUACAAUAACAGCUCUUCAUACUGCUAUUUUGUGCAAAAACACUGAUAUCGCCAAAACACUUAUUACAAACGAUGCAAAUACUGAGAGCACUGCAAAGUUAUUCAUAGAAAUAUGCAUCGGCACCGACACAUUAAUUUGUACUCAUUCAACACUUAAACCACUUCAUUUGGCAUGCUUGGUAGAAAAUGAAGUUAUUUUCAAGACUAUUUUGGCAAAAACAUCAAUUCAAAACUUAAAUGAGAAAGUAAAGAUGUCAUAUUGUCAUUUGUGCUACUUAAAUUUACCAGAGAGAGCGAUUUCAUCUGGAACAUUAAACCAUGAAAUAGAAAUGCGAAUAAAUAUCCUUCAUAUUGCCUGCAUAAUUGGAAAAAUAAUGUAUGCUGAACUGUUAUUGAACGCAAAUGUAGAAACUAAUUCAGAAGUAGAAAUUGUUCCGAUUCAUUCUGCAUUUCAAGCCGAAUUCAGUGUCAGAAAAUAUCCAUUGCACUUAUCAGCCGAAAAAGGGAAUUUCGAACUUUGCAAAUUGUUGCUGGGUCAUGGCGCUAACAUUGACGUUAAAACCAGCGUACUUGGACUUCGGCCUUGGCAUUUGGCGCUAUACCAUGGGUAUGCGGAUGUUUUGGACGUUUUACUUACCAACAGAAGAAGUACUUAUAUAGAUAAGUCAAGAUUUAUGUUUAUUUUUAUGUUGUACCUAAUGCGGAAACGUUUUAGUAGAGUCAUUUUGCCAUUCAUAGCAAAAUCAAGAAAAUGUCUUCUUCUUCUUUCUGUAUAUAGGUAUCUGAGAUAUGUUCUUUCAUUCCCUGUAAACAACCAAUGUGAUUAUGUGACUGACGAUAAAUAUGAUGAAUAUAGUGAACAUGCUUUAUAUCCCAUAUAUGAAAAUGAAUAUGAUGAACAUGAUGUAUAUAAUGAAUAUGAAAAUAUAUAAUAUAGAUUUAUUUGUCUAAUGAGGUAGAAGAAUGUCAGAACUGAGAUUUGUCAAUUGGAACAGAACGUGGUAGAAGCAAAAUAAGAUUUUUUUUGUCUUCACUUCCCAAAAGAAAGAUACGUUUGGUUAAAGUAUUAAUUGGAAGUAACGUUAUAGACUGUUCCUUUCAAAAUUUUAUUGUUUUUUUUUUUACUAAAAUAUUACCAUUUUACUCAUUUGUUUUUGGACAUAAGAGAUAUGAGCCAGAGCUUUACCAGAAAAGAUAUUUUUCACACAUUAACAUUUUUGUAAACAUCAAAAUAUCACACAUGGUAACCCCGUGCCUCUUAUCUUGAUAUCGGUUGCAAUGAUUUAAAAAUGAGGCUAUUUUGAUUGAUUGAUUGAUUGAUUGAUUGAUGUUAACGCCACUUUCAGGACUAUUGAGCUGUUUUGUGGCGCGCAGUUUUUAUUGCUUGAGGUAGCCAGAAUGCCCGGAAAGUACCACCGACAAUCCCAGUCAGUUAGGGUUGGAGCCCAGCAUAAAUGCCACAUGCAGGAUUCGAAUUCACAACCUCAGUGUUGACAGGCUAGUGAUACAGUAGUUUGACAAUUUAGACCACUCGGCCACCCAGGCUAUUUUGGAAUUCCUUAUGCAUGAAUGUAAGAGAAAAAUAAAAAAACAGCUAUCUGACAAACUAAUGAAAGAUGAACUACUUAAUUAUAAGGGAAUCAUUUGGUAGAUUUAUAAUGUAAUUUUGAUUUCAAGGGGCCAAAAAGUGGUCUUAUCAUACGAUAACAUCUUUCUUUUUACCUCAGCUUAAAAUAAUUGCUAGAGAAAAAACAAUGAAGGACGUACAUUUUGUCAAAAGACCUUAUUAAUCACAUUACUGAAAAAAAAUAUUUUAAUAACAAACUUCGCUUUAACUUAACACAAGUGCCUAGUUAUAAACUUAAAGUAGUAGUUUUUGUCGUUAGGGGAUACACAAAUAUAUCAUACCGGUAUGAUCUUUUAACAUGGCAUUAUGUUGGUUUACUUACAGGCAGGGUCAUCAAAAUAUUUAUCCUAUAAACCCGUUCUCGUCCUAAAUAUGCAUUUAAAUGCAUCAUCAUGUACCUUAAAUUUUUUUAAUUUAUUGCUUUAAAUAUUUCAGUUAAAAUACAUUUCUUUCAAAUGCUCUAUCGACAAUGAGGAUCCUUCCUAUCGUUCUGUUUUGGUUGUCUCUUGACAUUCGUUUCAAAAUGCAAUAUCCAUUCAUUAUUUGAGAUCCUUUUUAGCGACUUUCGAUUAAAAAUAGUCUUUCAUAUACUGCUUCCAAAAGGUACAAGUUAAAUAUCGUCUUCUAUUGCUUCUCAAUUUUCAAAUUUAUCUCCGUGAAAAGUUUUUUUUAUCAUAUUAGAAUAUUGUGUAUACAAAUAGGUUUCGUGUGAUGUGCAACAUUAAAACAAAUGCACUGUAUCUUAUGUAUGAAAUAUUGGUCCUUUACUUAAACUUAAGAUUAUAUGUAUAUGUCUAUAAAAUUACAUAAAAUGUUGUUCUGCUUUGUAUUCCUUAGCCCAUUGUGGUUUUCAUUUUGCAAUUGAGUUAUUAUGCAUGUCACUAUCAUUUUAAGUUUUUUCUGGAAAAUACAUGCAUCAUUUCAAGUUUUAUAGUGUGUCAUUAAUUAU